AUGAACAAGGGCAAAAAGGGUUAGGCUAAAGAAUCCAAGAAGAAGUCUGGUCAAAGCAAGGCUAAAACUUCUGAUGAGCUUUCAAGAAUUUCAGAGACUGAGGACAUGAGUGAACUAAUCGAGCUAAGCAAGAGUGAUGACCCCAUUGUUAGAGUCAAAGCCGCCUAGCAGAUGUGUCCAUGUCGAGUUCAAAAGGACUUUGAGGAAUUCUGGGAAAGACUCUUUGAGUUAGCCUAGGACGAGGAUGAUAAGGUCAGGUAUCAGGUGCUCCACAACAUGUGUGAUGGCUCACCUGAUGACUAUGAAGAUAAAGUAGUGGAAUGCUUGGAGAUUUUUAACCGAGACCCUGACAAGGACAUUAGACGUAAAGCUCAUAAAGUCAUGGGCUCUUACCUUAGAACUGGUAAGUGGAACGUUCUCUGA
Messenger RNA from Stylonychia lemnae, 423 nucleotides. NCBI's taxonomy places the organism in Eukaryota, Ciliophora, Spirotrichea, Sporadotrichida, Oxytrichidae. The record is from the annotation of a GenBank genome assembly.